Molecule: messenger RNA, 863 nt
Organism: Dendrobium catenatum
Lineage: Eukaryota; Viridiplantae; Streptophyta; Magnoliopsida; Asparagales; Orchidaceae
Product: probable transmembrane ascorbate ferrireductase 4
Exons: 5
Coding region: 1-801 (266 amino acids)
Molecular function (GO): oxidoreductase activity
Source: RefSeq, a predicted model, not a curated record
AUGCUCCGAGAUUCCCAAGUUCGUUCCAGGGCUCUGAGGGGUGCAAACGAGUCGAGUCGAGCUCGAGUCAACGGUUGUUCGAGCCGAGCUCGUCUGAGAAAUGCCGAGCUCGAGCUCGAACUAGAGUCGAGCUCAAAAGUCGACCUACCGCACUCCGCCUCCUUGGGCGGCGACGGCGAAGGUGACGGAGACGCCAUUUCCCAGCUCGACCACAUAUAUUCAGCGCUUCAUCCGCUUCUAAUGGUCAUCGGCUUCAUCCUCCUUAACGGGGAAGCGAUCCUGGUGCACCGGAGGCUUGCGGGGUGGUCUCGGGAGACUCGGAAGGCGGUGCACCUCUCGCUCCAAGCGGCCGCGCUGGGCUUCGGGCUCUUCGGUAUUUGGGCGAAGUUCAGGGGUAACGAAGGAAUUUCCGCCAACUUCUAUAGCCUCCACUCCUGGAUUGGCCUCGCCUGCGUCGCCCUUUUCGCCUUCCAGUGGGUGGUAGGGCUCAUCAGCAUGUGGCACAAGCCCGAGGGCCGGUGGACUCGGUCGGCGGCACUUCCAUGGCAUCUCUUUGUGGGUCUCUAUACCUUCGGGCUGGCGGUGGCGGCCGCCGAGACCGGCCUUCAGGAGAAGCUAACCUUUUUGCUCGGCCGCCGAGGCCUCUCCCAUAAUUCUCCAGAGUCUGCACUAAUCAAUUGCCUUGGCAUUGCCCUUGCCCUUCUUGCUGCAGUUAUAAUCCUUGCAGCCAUCUCUCCAAGACACCAUGUAACUAAAUUUGUUAACGUUAAAGAUGAUACGAAUGGAAAAUUCCACGUAUGAUUUAUUCUAUUAUAUUCCAUUAUAUAUUGAACGGUGUAGUUGUGAGGCUGCCAAAAUAAAAA